CCCCCCCCCCCCCCCCCCCCGGCUACCCCAUCUGUAAAACACUGGAGCCGCCUCUGCCCGUCACAUAAGGAAGGAAUGAGGAAAUGGGGAGAAAAAAGGAAACACUGAUGCGGCUCCUCAUCUCAUCCCGAACGUGUAAAUAUUGAGGAGGAUGAUUUGGGACACAUGGAUUACCUCCCGCUCGUUGAGCUGUGUUGAUCUCCUGCACAACCAGAACAGUUAAAAUCCGCCCUGAUGGCAAGGCAGCGGUUCGUCUGACAGACGAUCUUCUACCUGGCAGAUUCAGGUCACACAGACCUCGUUUACUUUUGAGUUGAGAAAUUCCAGAUGAGAUGAAUGUGAUCCGACAGAUUUAUUAUCAUGGAAAUAAACAAACAUAAACUGAAAGCAGUCGGGCUUCGUGUGCAGAAACUGGAGCUGUGGAUUAUUUGAUUUUAAAACUGUUGAUUGUUUAAAGUUUCACCGGAAUGAAGGAAAUAAGACAGAAAUCGAUUUAGUAUAUAUAUAUUAAAAAGGUUUUAAGUGUCGUUUGUAGAAAAUAAUGUAGAGAAUGAGUGUGACUUUUGUUUGGUUAUUGUUUGUGUUUGCUGCUCACACACGUCGACCAAAAUAAUCCUAACGCUGUGUAAAGGUUAGAGGUCGCUCACCGCGCCUAGUUCAUGUGUUCAUUCAUAAUCAGUCCUUCACUGUAGUCACGAAUGAAUGAAUCUCUGUGGGCUGCAUUUGUCAGACUUUAGGAUGCGGCCAGUUUUACUCAUAUUUAUCUCCACGGGUUCAGAGACAUUAAAAAGCUGUUUGACUGUUGAGGAUAAAUUCUUGUUGUAAAUGUGAACCUUAAAUCAUAGUUACAGGAGGAUUUGAUCCAAAGUUUUGAGGAGAAAUCAGACCUUUGCUUUUUGAAAACACACGUAGUACAAAUAUUUAAUAAGGUUAAAAAAAAAACACUCCAUGGUUUCUGGUUCAUAACAAAUUUAUAUUUAAUGCAUUUAAAGGUAGGACAUGUAAGAAAUAAGAUUAUACAACAUUUUAAAAUGCUGUUCGUCUUCAAGAACCCAAGAUGAUCCCUUCUCAAAAAAAAAUCACUAAGAAGCUGAACCUGUCAGAAUGUUGUUUUUAGUUUAUGCAUUACAUAGUUAAUAUUUCCAACUGUCUGUGAAUGCUUUUAUGUUUUAAUUUCAUUCAGAUGUGAAAUCUGGUGGUAACACUGAUGUUUGGGUCUUUGUUUUUAAUGUGAGAGGGAUGUACUGCUGAUCGAUGGAUCUUAUUUUGAAGGGGCCAACCUUGUGUAUAUUUUAUUAAAAUUUCAAUAAAUACAAAAUUCCUCUUUUCAAACGAGUCUGCAUCAGUUUCUUUCUGUUAUUAAACUUUGAAAGUUACCGUUCGAUCUUGUGCAAAAAUGUUUUUGGUGUUUUGUUUUGUUUUUUCUCUAAUGUGCACAUGACCUUUUUGCCAUUUAAAGUUAAGUGUCUGUUGUUUCCUGUCUGACAUUUGAGUCCAUGACAGGAAACCAGACCCACCAGACUUUGUGUGAAGCAUCUGCAGCACGAUGAGCCACUGGUAAGAUGAUUGACAUUUAACCCUACAACAGGAAAGUCGAGAUAUUUGUUUACUGGGCUCAAACGUUUUGCCCGUAAUAUAAUUCAGAAAACCAGUAAACAAUAAAAUUAAAUGAAGAAGCUCCAAAAAAGUGAAUUUAAUAAAAAAAAUUUUGUCACUAAAUAAAUUUAGAAAUACGAAUUGAAUCUGAAUAGCUGCUAAUAUAAAAAAGGUUUAAAAAAAGGACACUUGACAAAAUUCUGUAACUUUAAUUUUGACCGGUUUUGACCUGACGUAACCUUACUGUCGGCAUUCUCAAAAGCUUAUAAAAUAAAGCUCUUCAAAUCUCACAUUUUUGACAUUUUCUGUGAACAAACUUUAAAAAAAUACAAUCUUCUGUAUUUUUCCCUGCAGACUCGCUCUCCAUGACAGCAGUAACGUUUUCCAGUUCUUCUAGUCUCACCUCAUCGGUUCUGGUCCAGUUCCAGCUUGGCCUGUUCAGGGAGGUGGUUCGGGUCCCAGCAGGCAACCUGAGCUAUGGCCAUGCCAUGAGGCUGGCUGCAGAAGUCAUCAAACGCAAGGCUCCAGACUGCAGCGUGGUGGGCGUCGGCGAGAAGCUCCUCCUCUUCAGACAUCAACCCGCCUCUGAACAGCUGCUGCAACGCCUGACAGACGCCGAUGAGCUGCAGGAUGGAGACCUCAUCGAGGUUAUCGUGUCAGCAUCAGCGUCUGUGGCUCAUAUAAGGCUCCGCCCACACUGCCUGGUUGUCCACUCGUACAGGUCACCCACUUUCUGUCACCACUGUGGAGAGUUCCUGUGGGGCCUCGUUCGCCAGGGAUUAAAAUGUGACAGUUGUGGGUUAGACUUCCAUAAACGAUGUGCGUGGCUUUUGCCCAACAAUUGUAGCCGUGCACGGCGUCAAAUCAGCGGCAGUGUUUCCCUCUUCUCUUCCCGACGCCCUCCUUCGCACUCCCUCUCCACACAGGCAGGGGGCAGUCUGGAAGAGCUGAGCAUGUCCAAGUCCAGGUCUUCUUCAUGGGUGGAGCCUCCGGUCUGGCUGGGAGUGGGCUUAGGUGACACGACUCGGGUCCAGGUCCCACACACCUUCCACAUCCACAGCUACACCACACCAACAGUCUGUCAGUACUGCCACCGACUGCUCAAAGGACUCUUCAGACAGGGUCUGCAGUGCUCAGACUGCAGGUUUAACUGCCAUCGGCGCUGCGAGCCGUUGGUCCCAAAAGACUGUGUGGGAGAGCGAAGAGGUGUCAACAAGAACAAAUCCGCAGCAUCUGGUCACAGCUCAGCUCGAGACUCUGAGGAUGACGAGUCUGAACCCGGCAGCCUGACUCAACUUGAAAUCUCUGACGAUGAGGCGUUCACUGACAGUGACACACCAGCUCCCAUCGAGGAAGGUGAACAGCUGCGAGAACCAAUGAGUCCAUGUUUCAGCAAUUACAUUCCAGUGAUGCGGCUCGUCCAGUCGGUACAUCACAGUAAGCGGAGAGGCGGUGGCAUCCUGAGAGAAGGUUGGCUGCUGCAUUACACCAACACAGACAUACUGAGGAAACGUCAUUACUGGAUUUUGGACUGGAAGAGCAUCACUCUGUACCAGAACGAGAGCAGCACCAAGUACUAUAAGGAGAUCCCACUGUCCGAGGUGUUACAGGUUCGAGGCCCUGCUCAACUCGCCAUUCCACUGUUGCCAGGCAAUGUUCCUCAUUCCUUCGAGGUAGUGACGGCGUCACUGGUGUGCUGCGUGGUUGCUGGUGAGGAUGGGCCAGCCUGGGAGAGUGCCAUCCGUCAGGCCCUGAUGCCAGUGCAGGGUAACAAGGACAACCAGGGUGAGGACAUCAGCUCGUUCUAUCAGAUCUGCACAGAUGAGGUGCUCGGCUCCGGACAGUUUGGGGUCGUGUACAGAGGCACCCACAGAAUGUCAGCUCGGCCGGUCGCCAUCAAAGUCAUCGACAAGAUGCGUUUCCAGACCAAACACGAGCGCCAGCUGAGGAACGAAGUGGCCAUCUUACAGAAUCUGUCCCACCUUGGGGUCGUGCUGCUGGAGGCCGUGUUUGAGACAGCGGCGCAUGUCUUUGUCGUCAUGGAGAAGCUCCACGGCGACAUGCUGGAGAUGAUCCUCUCCAGUGAAAAGGGCCGACUUCCUGAAUGCAACACUCGCUUCCUGGUCAUGCAGAUCCUGGAGGCGCUGCGGUAUCUGCACUUGAAACACAUCGCCCACUGUGACCUAAAGCCCGAGAACGUCCUGCUGGUGUCCGCUGACCCGCUUCCUCAGGUGAAGCUGUGCGACUUUGGCUACGCCCGCAUCAUUGGUGAGAGGUCUUUUCGUCGGUCGGUGGUGGGCACGCCCGCCUACCUGGCACCUGAGGUAAUUGGCAGUGGCGGUUAUAACCGCUCACUGGACAUGUGGUCGGUGGGCGUCAUCAUGUAUGUCAGCCUGAGCGGGACGUUUCCCUUCAAUGAGGAUGAGGACAUCAGGCAGCAGAUCACCAACGCCACCUUCAUGUACCCGCGCCAAACCUGGGCCUCCAUCUCCCUGGAGGGGGUGAGUCUGAUCAGUAACCUGCUGCAGGUGUCCGUCAGACGGAGGUUCACUGUGGGAAAAGCGCUGGAGCACAGCUGGCUGCAGGACUUCCAGCUGUGGUGUGACCUCAGAGAGUUUGAGCAGCGGAUUGGCUGCCGCUAUCUGACACACAGUGCUGAUGAUGAGCGCUGGAGACGCCACGCCCACAACUGUGGCCUGGACUUCCCCUCCCACCUCUGCUGGGACUCUAACCACAACCCAGACACCAGUGUGGAGGUUAAAGGAGAGCAUAUACUCAGUGGAACUCAGCCGGCUGAUCCAGAUCCCAAGGACUCAUUCCAGGUUCAGUACUCAUCAGAUAGUAGCCUGUGGAGAUGAGACGGGCACGGAUGUCCUCUAAAUCCAUCAUGCUGGUUCUCACUGAACAGGAAAACAACAAUUACGGGAU
Molecule: messenger RNA, 4524 nt
Organism: Thalassophryne amazonica
Lineage: Eukaryota; Metazoa; Chordata; Actinopteri; Batrachoidiformes; Batrachoididae
Gene: prkd4
Product: protein kinase D4
Exons: 19
Coding region: 1962-4454 (830 amino acids)
Biological process (GO): protein phosphorylation
Molecular function (GO): protein serine/threonine kinase activity; ATP binding
Source: RefSeq, a predicted model, not a curated record